AUGGAGUACAUUUCUGCAAUUGUCAAAAGUCCCUCUGCCGAAGUCACCCUGGAAGAAGCAAUUCUGAUCCUCAGUGAUCGCUUAUUAAACUCAAAACUACCAUCAGAUAGGCGAUCUGCGAUUUUGGGAUUAAAAAACUUUAGUAGACAGUACAGAGAGAUAGUUGUUGAGUAUGCAUUGAGGUCACUUUUAAAAGCAGCCACAAUUGACAAAGAUGAUCCCAUUACGAUGAAAGCAAUCCUUGAAACGCUUCUCAUACUUUUUAUGAAAGGAACAACGACGAACGAUGAGAAGAAUAAGAAUAUUGAAAACCACACUUUUCCGCGAUCACCAAACGGGAAAUAUGUCUCCCCCUUGUCUGUCCUGCUCGAAGUUGAUCAAUUUUCCUUAUGGAUUGCUGAUGAGACCACCUCAACUCCAGAGUAUUUGGCCUGCUUUAUACAAUGUUUGCAGAAUCACUCAAACUUUCAGCUUAAGCAUUAUGCCAUUCAACUAAUCGAAGGUCUUCUCAUCACAAGACCCUUGAAGACAAAAGAUUUGUUCACAAAAAUCACAACAUCGGUCUCUGCAAUAGUGUCUUUAUUGAGUGAUGAACACGAUCAGGUAAAAGGCGAGGCAAUUAUACUUUUGAUUGCUUUGGUGCGAGACUCAUAUGACAUUCAAAAGCUUGUCGCCUUCGAGAACACAUUUGACACUGUAUUCACAAUUUUGAAAGAAGAAGGCGGUCUUAGAGGUUCUGUGAUUGUUCACGACUGUCUUUCACUACUUCAUAGCCUAUUGGCAUUUAAUGCCUCAAACCAGAGACUAUUUUUAGAAAGUGGAUGCAUUUCUAAACUUUCUCAAUUGAUUGAGGACCUUGUCGGUCCUUCUCUCGAUCACACCUAUGAAAACGAAGCGCCUUCGACCGAGCUUUACUGGAAUCCUCAGAGAAUCAAAAACAUGUUGCUGACAUUGGAUUUGUGCAAUUCAUUUGUUGAAAAAGACAAUCAGGAUUCAAAUUACAACCAGUUGACUUUUUUCGAUUCAGGCGUUUUUCUUCUUCUUUUGCGAGUGGCCUUUGCGAACAACAUGGAAGGUUCGAUACGCUCACAAGCUUUGAUAGUGACUGGCAACUUAAUGGCUGGUAACAAGGUUUUGCAGUAUGAAUUCUCAAAAAUAGAUGUGCCUUGGUUUGAUCCAUCAUUUCCCAUAACUAGCUCCCAAAAGCCAUCAAUAGCUGCUCCUGUAGCGUUGGUGAACUGGGCGUUGUCUUUAAAUUCCGUUCAUUCGUUUGACAUUCGCCUUUCCGCAUCUACUUGCUUUCAAUGCUUUGUGGAAGACAAUCAUGAUCUAAAGAUUGGGUUCAUGGAAGACCAGAUAUCAUCCUUCAUAGCUGAGGAGCACCAACAGAAAGCUGAUAUUAUUACACAAACUUCCCCGGCUGCGAAUAAGGGAGAUCCAGUCUACUUGACGAAUCUUGUUUCAGCAUUGGUACAACGCGACGAGGACAUGAAGCUCAAUCCUUAUAAGAUUUGGUUUGCUGCCUAUUUCAUGAUUUGUCUUAUCAAUGACUGUCAUGAGACAAGGAGGAUUGCUCAGCGUCUUAAAGUUGGCAAUGAAGCGUAUGGAGAAGACGUGAUGUCUUUUAUUGAAGCUCUUGCCCAAAAUUUGGUGACUGUUUGGGAGUCUACUGAUAUUCGAGUUCCUGUAGCAUACAUUUCAUUGCUUUCGUUCUGGCUAUUCGAGGAUGGCGAUGCGACGGACAAUUUUUUAAAGGACAUUCAAACAGUGAAGUCAAUUAUAUCCUGUGUCGUGAAAGAUUCCUCAGACUCUAAUGCUUUGGCGACUGGAAUGGGGUUCACGCUAAUAGGCAUCGCCUACGAGUUUUCCAGGUGUGCAUCACCAUGUCCCAGAAAAACCUUUCACGAAAUCAUAAUCAAAACUAUCGGCAUUGGGAACUACGCUCUCAAGGUCAAAAAGUUAUAUCAACAAUACUUCGAGGAAAAUAACGGCGAUAUCAUGUCACAAUCUCUUACACGAGAUGAUUUCGGGCUUCCAAAAGUAUACUUCAUCCCGCUUUACCAAAGACUCAUAAAAGACAAUUACUAUAGAAUUAAACAAGCCUUGCUACACGACCCAAAUUUGGAUCCACCAAUGCGUGUAACUUUCGAAUUAUUUGAAGACCUAGAGAUAAAGUAUCGUGACCUAAAAAAUUUGCAACAAGCAAGAGAGUCAGAAUACUGUGAGAAGGUAACCAAUCUCAAGAAUGAAGUGCUGAGAAUACAGCGCUCAUGUCAAAACACAGAGCGAGAACUAGAGAUGAAAAUAUCUGAGGUAGAAAAACUAAGGAAUCUAGUCCAACAGUAUGAAAAUUCUACUACAAUCAUGAAAGAUGACCUUGAAAAUCUUGACUCAAAGUAUGCAUCAGCAAAUAAGAUUGCUCUUGAUGCUACUUCAAAAGUUGGCGCUCUUCAAAAGGAACUUGAGCUCAUGAAGCGCUCAAAAAGUGAAUUGCUUUUGAAGUACGAGGACGUUUCAGCAAAAAAAGUUAUUGCCGAAAAUGGCAUCAACAAAAUGAACCGCGAGCUAAAAGAGUUGACUCGAUGCCUUGAGGAUGAGAGAACUCAGCUACAAGAACUGGAGUUGAAGACGAAAUCAGACUUGAUUUCAAAUCAGAGGAAGAUAAAGGAGCUUGAAGAGGAAGUGCAGCAACUUCUCUACUCACACACGGUUAUGAAUGAAAAUUAUGAUAAGAUUCGAAAAGAGUUGGCAGAGAAGAUGCAGUUUAUUGAGACGCUACAAAGCGACCUCAAAAAGAGUGAGUUCGAGAGGAAUGCGAAGAGCGAGUACGCCAAAAACGCAGUUGAAAAACUAAAAUCGGCAGCAUCGGUCAUUCAGAAUUUAAAAAUGCAAAUUAAAAUGAAGGAUGAGGUACUUAAAAAGGCUGCAGAGAAACUAUCAGCUGCUGAUGAGAAUUCUGAAGAUUCACUUAAUGCAAUUGGAUUUUCUUUGAAAGCUACACCUACUAUAUCACAGAACCCUAGCGAACAAUUCAACAAUAUCGGGAAUGAUGGAGAAGAGCUGCAUAGCAAAUUGAGGGCAGACUAUAUCCGGGAUUCUCGAAGUCCAUUAUUACAUGACGAGUAUAUGUCUGCUGAGCAAACUGCCCCCGCUAGAUGUCUGACCAGCCCCGAUUCUGGAUAUCUGAAUAUGCCCGAUAUUCGAACUCUUCAGUCCGAGUUUGACGAACUUGUCCUUCUUUGGGAACAGGAGGUAAAAAAGACAAAAUAUUAUAGGGAGAGAUUGAAGCAACAUAAUAUAGAUGUAUCUAGCGAUGAAGAAUGCUGA
Candidozyma auris is the source of this 3327-nucleotide messenger RNA. It is a transcript of the gene USO1, whose product is annotated as Uso1p. The transcript has a single exon. The coding region runs from base 1 to 3327 and encodes 1108 amino acids. Lineage: Eukaryota; Fungi; Ascomycota; Pichiomycetes; Serinales; Metschnikowiaceae. Gene Ontology annotation, biological process: vesicle fusion with Golgi apparatus; intracellular protein transport; endoplasmic reticulum to Golgi vesicle-mediated transport. The record is from RefSeq and is a predicted model, not a curated record. Gene Ontology annotation, cellular component: endoplasmic reticulum; Golgi membrane; Golgi stack.